Molecule: messenger RNA, 784 nt
Organism: Daucus carota subsp. sativus
Lineage: Eukaryota; Viridiplantae; Streptophyta; Magnoliopsida; Apiales; Apiaceae
Product: large ribosomal subunit protein uL11
Exons: 1
Coding region: 83-583 (166 amino acids)
Biological process (GO): translation
Cellular component (GO): ribosome; cytosolic large ribosomal subunit
Molecular function (GO): large ribosomal subunit rRNA binding; structural constituent of ribosome
Source: RefSeq, a predicted model, not a curated record
ACCUCAUCAUGUCAAAACCCUAAUGUUUAUAUAACCAAACCCUAAAAUCUCCCCUUCCAGUUUUUCUCUCUAAUCUCCCAAAAUGCCGCCGAAAUUCGAUCCUUCUCAGGUCAUCGACGUCUACGUCCGCGUCACCGGCGGCGAAGUCGGCGCGGCGAGUUCACUCGCUCCCAAAAUCGGGCCCCUCGGUCUCUCCCCAAAGAAAAUAGGUGAAGACAUUGCCAAAGAGACGGCGAAAGACUGGAAAGGCCUCCGUGUCACCGUCAAGCUGACCGUGCAGAACCGCCAGGCCAAAGUCUCCGUGGUGCCGUCGGCGGCGGCUCUGGUAAUCAAAGCUCUGAAAGAGCCUGAACGUGACCGGAAAAAGACUAAGAACAUCAAGCAUACCGGUAACAUUUCGCUGGAUGACGUCAUCGAGAUAGCGAAGAUUAUGAGGCCGAGGUCGAUGGCGAAGGAGCUGACUGGGACUGUGAAGGAGAUUUUAGGGACGUGUGUUUCGGUUGGAUGUACGGUUGAUGGAAAGGAUCCUAAGGAUUUGCAGGAGGAGAUUGACGAUGGCGAUGUCGAGAUUCCGCAAGAUUGAUUUUGAUUAUGAUUUGACUGAUGGUAGUGUUUUUUGCGGUUAUUUUGUUAUCGUUUAGUGUUUUGAUAAUGUAUUAUGAUAUAAUGCUUGGAGUUUCAGGAGAUUGCUACGAUAAUUUAAGCGCCAUAGCUUUGUCAUGUGCUGCAUGAUUAUCGACUCAUUUUGCUAAAGUGAAUGAAUUUCUAUGAAGUUACUUUGCAA